AUGGUGACACACAGAGAUGAAUUACCUGACGAGUGGAAUUCAUUCGGCAACUCGGAUUUCUACAACGAGGUGUACUGCAAGUGGCUGAACUGGAUCUUCAACUUCAGCAUCCCAUUCGCUCUGCUCCUCUUCCUCAACACCUGCGUCAUUCGGAUGAUGAGGUUAAACCUCUCAGAGGCGGCCUCAAUGGAGAUUCGUCUAAAGAACGAGCAUCGCCUGACGAUAAUGGUCGUCUGCAUGACGGUGCUGUUCUUCCUGUGCAAGCUGUUGGAGGCUGUCACCACCAUAUUGGAGGCGUGGAAAACAAGCUACGGGGAGCUGUCUAAGGACGCCCAGAGAUUCACCGCCUGCGCCGACCUCUUCUCCAUCGUCAACUCCGCCAUCAACUUCUUCAUCUACUACGUCACCGGAAGGAAGUUCCGCGCCAUCUUCUGCCGUCUGUUCUGCACGUGCCGCCGUGGUCAUUGCCUCCCGGCCACCCUGGAGGGAAACCUUUUCCGGCGAGUCCAGUUUCAGACGAUCAGGAGAAACGUCAAGCCAUUCUGUCGACGGAUGAACCCCACGGAGUUCUGCUCGUCUAGCGGCGACAUGCCGUCUAGGUCACUGUGA
This is a messenger RNA of Physella acuta, 609 nucleotides long. Its product is annotated as FMRFamide receptor. Gene Ontology annotation, cellular component: membrane. Lineage: Eukaryota; Metazoa; Mollusca; Gastropoda; Physidae. Gene Ontology annotation, molecular function: G protein-coupled peptide receptor activity. The record is from RefSeq and is a predicted model, not a curated record.